Molecule: messenger RNA, 587 nt
Organism: Ichthyophthirius multifiliis
Lineage: Eukaryota; Ciliophora; Oligohymenophorea; Hymenostomatida
Exons: 2
Source: RefSeq, a predicted model, not a curated record
AUAAAAAUAAAUGAAUACUAGAUACAAUUUUGUUAAUACUUAUUCGCCUCCUCCCUCUCAUAUGAUUAGGAGACCAUUUAAUUAUUAACUUCCUCCUCAUUAUCAUAAUCACAAACAUUAUAAAAAUUAAGUAAACUCUUAUAAUAAUAUAAAUACUUUUAGCGAAAACUAAUACAGUAAUCCUUAAUAAAUAGGCUUCGACCCUACAAGAAAUUAUCAAAAUUAUCGAGUUCCUGAUAAUUGGAAAAACCAUAAUACAUAAUUCUGAAUAUCAAUAAAGUUAUCCGGAGCUCUAAAAAAAUGAUUUUAGUUAAGAGUCCCUAUAUUGGAAAAACUAUCCUUAUGGAGGUUAGCAUGCAACUAAUUUUUAAGAUUAAGCAAGUUUAUAGUCAGUUUUUCAUUUAAGAUCAGAAAUAGAUCGCUUGAGGAACUUAUUAUGUUAAAAGAUAGAAGAAUGCUAAUUCAAUAAAAUAAAGUACCAACAAUAAUAGUUAUAUAGCUGUUAUUAACAAUAAUAACGCUUUAAAAACAGACAAGUUUGUUAAAGAAAUAUAGUCAAGGAUAGAGUACUUAAAAUAAGAGUUAAG